Messenger RNA from Strongylus vulgaris, 563 nucleotides. The record is from the annotation of a GenBank genome assembly. Lineage: Eukaryota; Metazoa; Nematoda; Chromadorea; Rhabditida; Strongylidae.
AUGUGGAAUAUUCAUGAAAUGAGGAUUUGUAUAGAGUGGGAAGAACGUUUGAUUCUUAUCAACGGCUAUCCCAUUUUGAUCAGAGUCUUCUAUUCACCCGAUCACGGACCCGAUAAGAUUGUUUUCCAAAACGGAGCCUUUAUUAUGCGACAACCGCAGCAGCAGGUGCAAUUAUCCGGUUGUCGCCCAAUUUACACUCGACAAAUGGAUGAAAUUAUGCUGCCAUUUCGGCGGCUUCAAUUGUCGGUAUCUGAAUUUGCAACAUUCAAAGCUGCCUUAUUCUUCAAUCCUGAUGCGCUUGACUUGUCAAAUCAAGCAAAACCAGAUGUUUACGAGGAACGAAACAAGUAUCUCAGCGCACUUUUCACCUGCAUCACGAAUAAGCUAGGAAUGGCUGCUGGUGUACAAAAAUAUGGCAGUUUACUUAUGAUGACAGCAAGUAUCCAGGUAAUGUUCAGUCGUGUUAUCAACGCUUUUUUUCGCAGUAUUUUAUUUGAAUCUUCAAAAGUAAUCUUUGCAAUUAUGGAAGCUUUGCAACUCAUCAAAACAUUUGCUGAAUGAUU